AAAAAGCGCAGUAACUAACCCCGGGUUGGGGUUGGGGUUGGUUAGAUUAGCCCCGGUUAAAUAUGUCUUUGGCUUUUCUUGCAAUGGCAAAUCCUGUUCGGCUGGCUGUCGCUAUAUUUAUAGCAGUUUCAUGGGUAAGCAAAUGCUAAAGCAAAGGCUGCGGUAGACAGAAAAUUUUUCCAAGGGGAAGGGAAAAAUGGUUUGCUGUAGGUAGGAGUAGAGAUUUUGUUAAUGCAGGGAGUAGAUCUUUCCUGCAGAGUUUAGAAAUGGGUUCGCUAGGCUGGUCUUUCUUCAGCGAUGAGUCUGCUUCAUCGAUUUCGGAGAAUGGCGGAUUUGGGAUGGGGGAUGGGAAUUAUUGUUCUGAAGGUCCUGUGUUCGAGUCCUGCGGUAUUGAUUUCUCUUCUUCUUUGAAUGGUCUGGUUCAAGGGUCGUGUUCGAGCCCGAGGCUCGAGGAUUUGAUCGGGGCGCUGCAGAAGUAUCUUCCCUCGAAUAAUGAAGAUGAAGAAGGGUCUUUGCCGUCUGCUGAUGCUUAUGCUUGUGAUGAAUUUAGAAUGUAUGAGUUUAAGGUGAGGAGGUGCAUGAGGGGGAGGAGCCAUGACUGGACUGAGUGUCCCUUUGCUCACCCUGGUGAGAAGGCACGGCGGAGAGACCCCCGGCGGUUUCAUUAUUCCGGCACGGCGUGCCCUGAUUUCAGAAAGGGGAGCUGUAGGAGGGGAGAUACCUGUGAAUUUGCUCAUGGCGUGUUUGAAUGCUGGCUUCACCCUGCUCGUUACAGAACCCAGCCGUGUAAGGAUGGCCGGAAUUGUAAGCGCAGGGUUUGUUUCUUUGCUCAUACGCCUGAGCAGCUCCGUUUGUUGCCCUCCAUUUCGUCUCCGCAGGCGACUGGAGGUGCGUCCAGGAGUGCUCUUGCUCUGGCUCUGCAUGCUUCGGCUGUGAAGAAUUCUCUGUCUGCGUCUUAUGACGGUUCUCCGCGGCGUCAGCUUUUGGACGGGCUGGUCGACAGUUCGAAUCACGCUGGUGACUCUGGUUCGCAUUAUUUUUCAAAAGCCGUGCUUUCCUCACCUACCUCGACUCUCGUCGGGCAUUCAGAGUCUCCUCCGCCAUUGUCGCCACCGCUUUCUCCUUCCGUUUCACCGCCAGAGUCGCCAAACGCCUGGCUUAAUUCUGUCAAUUCUUUGAACUCUGUUUCCUUCAAUAGUCGUGCUCUUAAAGGGUUUCAGAAGCCUGUCCUUUCGCCUUCUGCGCUUGCACAGGUUCAACCCUCGCCCGGGACUGUGUCCUUUGUCCAGGGUUCGAGUACCCGGCGUCAUCAUCUUGACAGGGUAGCUUCCAUGCCGGCGAUUACCUUACCCUCGUCUGGUACGAGACAUGCUGUUCUUUCCGGGCCGUCGUCUCCUGUGGCUCAGAGUACCAAGUCCAUGGUGGAGCUGAUUAAUUCUUUGCAAAAUUUAGAGCUAAAUUCAUGGCAGCCGACGCAGAUGCCAGGCAACGGCUGCCACGGCUCCCCUCGGGGUUCGAACCUGCGACAUUGCGUAUCCAGCAGCGUUUCUUGUACCCCUAAAUCAAAUCACAAUGACCUUCUGGCGGAUUUCCGGUCAAGUUACAGCGAAAAUGUAAACGAGCUCGUGCAAGGGUAUGCCGACAAUUUAGUGGAAGUUAAAUCAACUUACGGCGACAAUAUGGCGGUCCCUUAUGAAGAACCUGUACAGAGGGUCGAGUCCGGCAGGGACCUGCGGGCAAAGAUAUAUGGUAAACUGAACAAGCAGAAUCACCAAGAGCACCUUCCUGCUGAAGCGUCGCCAGAUUUGGGCUGGGUUAAUGAGCUUGUCAAGUAGGUCUUGAAAAUUUGUAGUUAUUCUGCUAAAUUUAGCUGAGGUACGAGAAUUUGAAACUUUAAUUUUCUGUUUGCGGGGGUUUUAAUGGUGGGGACCUGAAAAAAAAACUACAGAGAUCUUCUACAUUUUGCCCUUUAUUCAAAGUUCUGACUGAUUCCUUUUGCGAAGGGGAUAGUGAUGAUGAUUAUGAUGAUGAUGAUAAAUAUUUGUACAGAGAUGUGUGCAUGGUAAACAUUUUCGAGGUAACAGAAAGACCUCUGCUCGAGGUGUAGUGAAACACAACAAUUGAACGCAGUUGCAAGUUUUUUUUUUUUGGUCUGCAGUGCCAUGAAUUUUGGCGGAGCGAUCUUAUGUGGACUUUCCCUGCACAGCCAGGUGAAAUCAAAACAUACAAACAUUUGGCCGAGAGUUCGGUAUAUAAUUUUUUUUUGUAUUGAUGAGCUGAAAAAGAAAGCUCAUAUAUUAUUAUUGUUGUUUAGGGAUUUAGUAAUAUCAUGGAAACCAGGUCAUAUAUCGUCGAAUGUAAAUAUAAGACGAAAAUUAGCUUUAGCUUAGUAUGCAAUUAGGCAAUUGAUCCUUAUCUAGUAAUUGUAAUUAUGCUGUGUGUAUAAGCACAAGUCAAGCAUCAGCAGCAGCAGCAGCCGUAGCAUAGCAUGGUACAUAACCACUAUUGUAUGCUAUUCUAUUGUGCAUAACAAGGCCAAUUACUUUGAAUUUUAAUGUAAUUCCUGUCACCUAUUAUUAUCUUA
Molecule: messenger RNA, 2584 nt
Organism: Cryptomeria japonica (Japanese cedar)
Lineage: Eukaryota; Viridiplantae; Streptophyta; Pinopsida; Cupressales; Cupressaceae
Product: zinc finger CCCH domain-containing protein 2
Exons: 1
Coding region: 267-1835 (522 amino acids)
Molecular function (GO): metal ion binding
Source: RefSeq, a predicted model, not a curated record